This is a messenger RNA of Mercenaria mercenaria, 1721 nucleotides long. RefSeq names its product arachidonate 12-lipoxygenase, 12R-type-like. Gene Ontology annotation, molecular function: oxidoreductase activity, acting on single donors with incorporation of molecular oxygen, incorporation of two atoms of oxygen; metal ion binding. The record is from RefSeq and is a predicted model, not a curated record. The coding region runs from base 136 to 1599 and encodes 487 amino acids. NCBI's taxonomy places the organism in Eukaryota, Metazoa, Mollusca, Bivalvia, Venerida, Veneridae. The transcript has 2 exons. Gene Ontology annotation, biological process: lipid oxidation.
CAGCGUCAGCGUGAAUUAGAAGAAAAGAGACUAAUAUAUGAGCUUGAACCCAAAGCUCCCGGGCUACCCCCUCAGAUUAAAAGCCUUCCCGCGGACGAAGAGUUCUCCUUCGCAAACAGCUGGGAUAUCACCAAGAUGAAAACAAAGUUGAUACUGACCGGUAAACUGGUUCAGCUGACCACGGGUAAUUGGAAAACCUUGGACGAUAUCAAGAAUGUAUACACGAAAAGGGUGUUUGUAAAACCGUCAGAUUUAAACAGAUGGCGUGACGACACGGCGUUCGGGCGACAGAGGAUUGCUGGUGUGAAUAAUGUAUUCAUCCGCCUUUGCCAAACUAUUCCUCGCAAGCUCAUGGUCACAGAUGACAUGCUUGAACCAUUCUUGGAGGGUCUGUCGUUACCAUUAGCAUUAAGCGACAGACGAAUUUUCAUAGUAGAUUAUGAAAUUCUUGAAAAUUGUCCAACAAGACCUGACAUCCAAGUAUGUGCCCCAAUAGCACUCUUCUUUUUGAGAAAUGAUGGUUCGCUGGUUCCUAUUGCGAUACAGCUACGCCAGGUACCAUCAGACGACAAUCCGGUGUUUUUACCCACGGACCCACCUUACACUUGGAUUAUGGCCAAAAUGUGGUUUAACAACGCUGACGUCUGUAUUCAUCAAGCGAUUACUCAUCUUGGGUUCACACAUUUAAUAAUGGAAGGCAUCAUAACUGUAACCCACAGACAACUUUCACAGUCACAUCCGGUCUUCAAACUUCUGGCGCCACAUUUUCUGUACCUCAUCGCUAUAAAUGCCCGAGCGAUUGAAAAGCUAAUGAGCCCCUCUGGCUGGAUAGAGGAAACGAUGGCGAUCGAUGUAAAAGGUUUUCACGAACUGAUCAGACGAUACAAAACAAAAUGGCAGCUUGACCUGGAGGGAACACUUCCGGCGGAUCUUGCGCAACGCGGUGUUGAUGACCCUGAAAUAUUAAGACAGUACCACUUCCGGUCGGACGCUCUCUUGCUUUAUGAGGCUUUGAGAACGUAUGUUUCAAAGUAUCUCAGGAUUUACUACGAUACCGACGAUAAAGUUCUGGCGGACGAAGAAAUUCAGAAUUGGCGGGAGGAAAUGGUUAAACCGGAAACCGACAAAGGACUAGGGAUAUUGGGUAUUCCGGGAAAUUCAGGAAAAUUCAUCAGCAAAACUCAACUUAUAACAGUGUGUACAUGUCUGAUCUACACGUGUAGCGUAGGUCACGCUGCGGCAAACUUUAAGCAGUAUGACGAAUAUGCAUUCCCUCCUAACUACCCAACAAAGCUGAGAGGAUCGCCGCCGACAAGUAAAGAUGCCCUUACUGAAGAGGAUAUUCUUGCUGCUCUACCGGAUAAGGAAACGACACUAAAUACCAUGAUCAUCACAAAAAUUCUAACUCAGAAGACCAACAAGCCUCUAGGAGAUUUCGAUGUGAAUUACGUGUAUGAUCCAGCCGCCGUUCAGGUUGUGAAGGAGUUCAAAGAGGAUUUGAAGAGAAUAAGCUCAACAAUAAAGACCCUGAACAGAUCAAGAAACCCGCCAUAUCCGUAUCUAGAUCCGGCCGAAGUUCCAAACGCUAUAAGCGUUUAAGCUUGGCUCGAAUUCCGCUCGAGUUACGAUUUUUCCUCAGGACAUCAAAUCUGAUUUUAGAAAGAAUACCAGAGAUUCACGACGCUUUAUUCACAAACGAGUAGAAAUAAAAGGAGUAUAUA